AUGCCCAAAUUCGUCCCUCGCCAGCGGAAGCAAAAGCACCGCCAGAAACAGGAGAAGGGCGCCGUGGUAGACUCGAAUGCCACCGAGAUACAACCGGUCUCCAAAAGUGAGAAGGAAGCCAGACGGCAAGAUCUCAGAGAGAAUCUAAGAGCGCAGCACUCGAAUAUCUCCUCCAAGAAACAGAAGCGUCUGGAUAAAUACAUUGAAAACAAAUUAAAGAAAGAAGAGAAUGUCGAGCUGCUGAAAAAGCUCGCCGAGUCGAAAGCUGACACUUCAGGCCUAUUGCGUACGAGGGAGCUCGGGAAACGCAAAAGAGAGGAUGGCGACUAUCGUUCAGCUUCGCGUCCGGAACACGAUGGUCAUAUGAACCAAGACUUGUCCGGCGAUGAGACAGACGACUCUUUCGUCGAGAAGGACCCGAAAACGAAUAAAGCCGGUGCAAUUGCAGCACCGCCCAAAGAAACGCAGGCUGUCGGUAGCGGUUUGAAGCGACCUCUUGAGCUGGGCCCGGAUGGGUUCCCUGUCCUCAAAAAGCGAAAGCCAGCACCGAAACCGAAACCCACGGUGAUUGAAGUACAGGAUGUCCCGUGGGAAGGAUUCGGCUCGGAAGACGAUGCGACAAGCCAAGACGAUGGAUCAGAGGAGGAUAGCGACGACGACGAAGAGGACAUGGAUAAUGAGGACAGCGAAGGAGACUCCGAAGAGUCGUCAGUGGACGGUUCUGAGGAUGACAGCGAUGAAGACAGUGACGAGGACGAAGAGGAUGAAGAAGACGAGGAAGAUGGCUCGGUUAAGCCGAUGCCCCGUCAAUCCGCCUUCAAGUCCUGGGCCAGGCAACAGAUCAACGAUACUGUGGGAUUCCAACCCGCCACCACUCCAGUUACCGCCGAAGAGCAACCGGUCGUCCUCGAAUCUAAAAAGCCCGUCAGAAAUACCGUCGAUCUCGAGGAGCCACUUCCCGCAGAGCUUCAAGUGACCAAGGGCAACCCUUACCGGAAGGCUUUCAGUGUCCCAGUCAACCGGACUGAAGAGAUUCAGAAUGCACGCCUGGGGCUUCCUGUUGUGGGUGAGGAGCAGAAGAUCAUGGAAGCAAUCCAUAACAAUCCUGCCAUCGUGAUUUGGGGAGCCACUGGUAGCGGAAAGACUACGCAGCUCCCACAGUUCCUGUUCGAAGCUGGGUACGGCAAUCCCGACAGUCCCAAUCCGGGAAUGAUCGCAGUGACCCAGCCCCGUCGGGUUGCCGCCGUCAGUAUGGCCAAACGUGUCGGCGAUGAGUUGGGCCAGUUUUCCGACCAGGUCUCUUACCAGAUUCGAUUCGAGAGCACAGUUUCCAGCAAGACCGCCAUCAAGUUCAUGACCGACGGUAUCCUUAUCCGUGAAAUUGCCGAAGACUUCUCUCUGAGCAAGUACUCCAUCAUUGUAAUUGAUGAAGCUCACGAGCGAAGUGUCAACACGGACAUCCUCAUUGGCAUGGUAAGCCGGAUUGUCGACUUGCGAAAGACGAUGGGCGCAGAGGAUCCGAAGGUCAAACCUCUGAAACUUGUGGUCAUGUCUGCAACGCUUCGAAUUUCGGAUUUUACCCAGAACACAAGCUUGUUCCGCCUGGGACCUCCGCCAUUGGUUCAAGCCGAAGGCCGCCAGUAUCCUGUCACGGUGCAUUUCGCCAAAACAACGCAUCGCGAUUAUGUGGAGGAAUCGUUCCGAAAGAUCUCAAGAGGCCAUCGCAAAUUGCCUCCUGGCGGCAUGCUCGUGUUUUUGACCGGACAGGGUGAAAUCAGAAGCCUCGCCAAGCGUCUCAAGCAGACUUUCAAACCCACGCAGCGAGGAGAUCUCACACAGGCCAAGGUCCAAAUCACGGCGAACGAUGCUCCGCUGGAGGCAGAGGAUCUUGAUAUUGGAGGGGUUGACCUAUCCAAUAUUGGUGAUGAGGAGGAUGACUACAGUGACGUCGAAAUCACCGGUCUGGAUGACCCCGAAGAAGACGAGGAGUUCGAUUUGGGCGAGGAAGCAAUGGACUCGUCGACGAAGGUACACGUGCUCCCAUUGUAUUCGCAGCUGCCUACCAAGGAGCAGUUGAGGGUUUUCGAGCAGCCACCGGAAGGCUCACGGCUUAUCGUACUAGCCACCAACGUGGCCGAAACAAGUCUGACGAUCCCGGGCAUUAAAUAUGUCUUCGACUGCGGACGAGCCAAAGAGAAGCAAUACGAUCUGGAGACGGGGGUACAAAAGUUCCAAGUCGACUGGAUCAGCAAGGCCAGCUCAAACCAGAGAGCAGGACGAGCCGGUCGAACAGGACCCGGCCACUGCUAUCGAUUAUACUCAUCCGCGGUUUACGAAGGCCAUUUCGCCGAAUACACCGAGCCAGAGAUCCUGCGGACGCCCAUCGAAGGAGUCGUGCUACAGAUGAAGAGCAUGGGUCUUCACAAUGUCAUCAACUUCCCGUUCCCUACGCCGCCCAGCCGCCAGGGCCUAUUCAAGGCCGAGAAGCUGCUGAAGAACCUGGGCGCGCUCACGGCCGAUGGACAAAUCACCCAGAUCGGCAAGCGUCUGUCGACCUACCCCCUGUCGCCUCGCUUCAGCAAGAUGCUCUACAUCGGCAACCAACACGGCUGCAUGCCCUAUGUCAUCGCGCUCGUUGCUGCCCUCGCAGUCGGGGACCUGUUUGUCCCCGCAAACCAGAUCGACCCACCGGCGGUACCCGCGCAAAAUUCCGCGCAACAUGACGAAGACACCAAGAGAAAAGUCUACACUAACGCCGACCGGCUCGAAGACACCGCCCGGGCACAGCGCGCCAAGGACCACGCGCGAGCCCAGCGUCUCUUCAGCAAGCACGACGACACCUCCGACGCGCUCAAGUACCUCUCCGCAAUCUGCGCCUACGCCUACGCCCCCGACGGGGAGUCCUUCUGCGAAGGCAUGUUCCUCCGCGCCAAGGGCUUGAAAGAAGCCGCCCAGCUCCGCAGCCAGCUCGCAGAUAUCGUCCGCGCCAACAACCCCGGCAUCAUGGGCGCAUACCAGCCCCGUCUCCCCGAACCAUCAGACAAGCAAACCAAGGCCCUCAAGCAGAUCAUCACCGCAGGCUUCAUCGACAACGUCGCCAUCCGCGCAGACCUCGCGCCCGUACCCCCCGAAAUCGACCGAACCCCAAAGCGCGCCAUCGACGUCCCGUACCUAACGCUCUUCAAGUCGCGCGAGGGCCCCACCACCGAGCUCCAGGAAAAGGCCGUCUACGUCCACCCGUCGUCGCUGAUCGCAGGCCUCACCCCCAAGGAAAUGCCCCAGUACAUCAUCUACACGCACCUCCAGCAGUCCGCGCCGUCGGUCGUCUCCGACCAAGCGCCCAAGAUCAGAAUGCACCCGCUCGUCGCGCCCAGCGGGCUGCAGCUUUCUGCGCUUGCUCACGGCACCCCGCUUCUCCAGUAUGGGAAGCCUAUUGGCAAGAUUGAGCAGAUCGAUGGGAUCCCCCCGCGCCGCGCGUGCUGGGUGAUUCCGUCGCUGGUGGGUGAAGGUGGGGGGACGGGGUGGCCGUUGCCGGCUAAGAAGGUGGUUCAGAGGAAGGACCCGAAGGAGGGUUGGGUGAUUGAAAAGUUUGUUUAG
This is a messenger RNA of Aspergillus campestris IBT 28561, 3597 nucleotides long. RefSeq names its product ATP-dependent RNA helicase ECM16. Gene Ontology annotation, cellular component: nucleolus; intracellular anatomical structure. NCBI's taxonomy places the organism in Eukaryota, Fungi, Ascomycota, Eurotiomycetes, Eurotiales, Aspergillaceae. Gene Ontology annotation, molecular function: ATP binding; RNA binding. Gene Ontology annotation, biological process: maturation of SSU-rRNA from tricistronic rRNA transcript (SSU-rRNA, 5.8S rRNA, LSU-rRNA). The coding region runs from base 1 to 3597 and encodes 1198 amino acids. The transcript has 2 exons. The record is from RefSeq and is a predicted model, not a curated record.